Chara braunii is the source of this 1185-nucleotide messenger RNA. The record is from the annotation of a GenBank genome assembly. Lineage: Eukaryota; Viridiplantae; Streptophyta; Charophyceae; Charales; Characeae.
CGCCGGGAUAAAGGGGCGAAGGCGUACUUUGACAUAUUGUCAAGGGUCAUCCAUGAGAUCGGGGAGGAGGCUGCCGUGGGGGUGGUGAUGGAUAAUGCAGCCACCUGUGUAGCUGCAGGGCAGAUGAUCGAAGCUGAAUUCAAGCACAUCUUCUCAGUUCCGUGCACAGCGCACAACAUUGACCUGAUUUUCGAGCAAUUUGGGAAGAUAGGUUGGGUGGACAUUGUGCUCAAGAAGGCAGCGGAGGUAGUGAAUUUUUUUAUGAACCACACGAAGGACUUGUACCUGCCGCUGCAGACAUGCUUGACGGACAAGGACUGGAAGGAGAGCAUCGUGCUUCCAGGGCAGCGUCACUUGUUCCCCGCUGCAACAGCAACCAUCUUGGACAAUGACUUCCGGGUGGGAGCAGAGAAGGUGCAGAAGACGUCUGCGCAACUCCUCGAUUUGUUGAAGUUGAGUGACGGAAUCGGCCCGACGAUCGGCAAUAUCUACGGGCGCAUGGACGAGGCUGUGGAGAGCUUACGGAAGCAGGACUGCCUCACAGAACUGGAGAAAGAAGAGCUUGAGGAGAUCAUCAUGCGGAGGUGGAACACGAUGACUUCUCUGCUGCAUUGCGCAGCGAUGUUCCUCGAUCCUGAGUUCAGGGACUCAAGCCUGGACAAAGAUCCGGAGGUGAUGGACGGAUUCUGGACAUGGCUGUACUCUUGGGCGAAGCUGUCAGCGUACCGCGAGUUGGACAAGAAAGUAAAUUGCUGGAUUGAAGGGACGGGGAAGUUCAAAAGUGCACGCAAGACUGUCACUUGUGAGCGCGCCGAGAGGUAUAUCAGCGCAAGAGCUGAAGUGCGUGCACUGAAUGUGAAGGCGCCCGCAAAGAGGGCUGUAGGGCAACCGCGGAAGGUGGCACAGGUGCAGGACACUGCAGCGGACGUCAUGCUAGUGGCGGAAGAUGGAGAGGCAUCUCAGCAGGGUAGCAAACAGGGUGCUGCUGCCGAGGUUGCAGCGAAGGGGCCUGCAGAAAGAGGCAAGGGGCGACCAUGGAAGGCGUCGCCACCAAAGGAGAUGCAGGUGGAGGCCGGCGAGCCCGAGGAAGAGGGCAAAACAUCUCGGAAGGGGAUCCCCGAAGCCGAAGAAGGGUAGGACAGCAGCACAGAAGAAUCUUCAGAAUCUUUGGGCGCAGAUUCUGAA